Molecule: messenger RNA, 777 nt
Organism: Colletotrichum scovillei
Lineage: Eukaryota; Fungi; Ascomycota; Sordariomycetes; Glomerellales; Glomerellaceae
Exons: 1
Coding region: 1-777 (258 amino acids)
Source: RefSeq, a predicted model, not a curated record
AUGACCGCUCUUCUCGACUGGACCAAACUAGCGGGCAAGACGUGGUACGCCCUCAAUAGCCAAGUCGAGAAAGAGAGUGAGCUUAACCUCGACGAAAUCGACUAUCUGGAUUACCGGAUAGAGCAGUGGUAUCAACUUCUGGCUGACGACCUGAAGCUUGCACCCAUCCAGCCGGGACAAGAGGUUCGACAUGUUCAGGCCGUGCUGUUUCUCCGCAAGAGCCAUCUGCACAACCUGAUCUGUCGCCCGGUACUCCAGUCUGGUACGCGAAUCACGCAGUAUCAGAGACAUGCUGACAAGGCCGUCAACAUUGCCAGAGAGUCGCUGCGGAUGCUCUCAGGCCUCAAUGAACACACCGCCAUCAUAAAGCGUAAUCCGCUUUUCUUCAAGCACCUCUUACUAACUGCUUUUGGCAACCUGUUGCUGGCGGUUGUGAAUGCCAGCUCCAUGUUCUGCGACAAAGUCACUGUCGAGUUUGACAUCGCGCUUGAUAUGAUCAGAGCCCUAAGCAAUAGGUCGACGUUGCUGUUGACUCUUUGGGAGCGUCUUCAAGGCCUACGGAAACUCACGGCACGGCUGUCUGCCUCCUCGGCCACCGCAUCGAGUGGCAGCGGGGAAGGUGAACAGAGAGAUAGUGUCGAAAGUCCUUCUGAUGCUCUAUUGUUUGGAAAUAUGGGAGAUAUGAUGGUUUUCGAUCAGCUGAACGGGUUCUUUGAUCUUACGCCCAUGUCCACCAAUUGUUCAAUGGGCAAUUGGACCUUUCCGAUUGGCGAUUGA